Molecule: messenger RNA, 7108 nt
Organism: Drosophila elegans
Lineage: Eukaryota; Metazoa; Arthropoda; Insecta; Diptera; Drosophilidae
Gene: sns
Product: nephrin
Biological process (GO): cell-cell adhesion
Cellular component (GO): cell-cell junction
Molecular function (GO): cell adhesion molecule binding
Source: RefSeq, a predicted model, not a curated record
GAGGUUUUAGUUCGGUUUUAGCUCUGAUUCCGUGAGGACGCUCGCCAGGCGAACCGCUCCGCGUUCCGUUCCGUUAUUCGACUGCCUCGCAAGGAGCCUACCGCUCACCCACACUCCUGCAAAAGCACACACACACAAACACACACACACUCGACUCGCACAGCACUCGUGCCGCGAUAACAACGCCAAAUUAUCGAGUCUGCGCUGCGCCAACAUCCAGCGGAUGGCAAGUGCGAAUCUUAAAGUGGCCCAGCGGCAGUUUCAGUGGCAGUGGCAGUGGCAGUCCUAGACCAGGCCAAGAACCCCAGCCGAAGCGCCCCCUUUUUCGCCCCCAUUUCCGGCGGCUGCGGUCAUGUGAAUAGCCGCCACAAUGCGGCCCUAAUCCAAUACCGGUUGAAAACGCGACAGCCUCGCGGGUGUUUCAAAAAUCAGACAAAAAGUGAUCCCAGCUCAAAAGCUACCAGUGCUCCCCAAACAAAUGUGUCGCAGCAACAGCCGGAGAGGCAGCAACGGUAACUGCUGCGCUUUAUAGUGCAUCAUCGGGUUUUUUUUUUGCCUUGGCUCAACAGAACAGUCCGCUAAUAGCCAACAAAGCGAGCAUAACGGCCAGAAAAAUGGCUUUGCAGCAGCACCAUCAGCAACACCAGCAGCAACAUCAGCAACAGCAGCAGCAACACAUCAAAUGGCAGCAACAUGCAACAAAGCGACGACGCUGCCGUCAACAUUGGAUUAAACAUCUUCAGCUUCUUGGCCUGGCUGUCAUCGUGCUGGCCAGCGGCCCCGCCCCCAGCCACGCCCAGCAGCAGAAGUUCCGGACCACGCCGCACGACCUGCAGGUCCUGGAAGGAGCCGAGGCCAUGAUGCGCUGCGAGGUGGCCAACGUGGCCGGGGCGGUCCAGUGGACCAAGGACGGCUUCGCGCUGGGCUUCUCGGCGGUGAUCCCCGGCUACCCGCGCUACUCGGUCCUCGGCGACCGCAAGCAGGGCAUCUACAACCUGCGCAUCUCGAACGCCUCGAUCAACGACGACGCCGACUACCAGUGCCAGGUGGGACCGGCGCGGCUCAACAGCGCGAUCCGAGCCAAUGCCAAGCUGACCGUCAUAUCUCCGCCAGCCUCGAUCGAGAUCAAAGGUUACAGCCACAAUUCCAAGGUUGAGGUGCGCGAGAACCAGGACCUGCAGCUCAAGUGCAUCGUGGCCAAUGCUAAGCCGGCGGCUCAAAUCGUCUGGUAUCGCGGCAAUGUGGAAUACAAACCAGAAAAACGAGAGGACAUCGUGGAGGAGUCGACGGCCAAGCGGUUCACAACCACCUCGAGCCUUAAACUGAAGCCGGGACCCGACGACGACUACACGGAGUACACGUGCCAGGCGAAGCACAAGGCCUUGUCCCCGGACAUGCCCAUGCGGGCCACCGUUCAACUGUCCGUGUUGUAUCCGCCGGGACCGCCAUAUAUCGAGGGCUAUUCGCCGGGUGAAACUCUACGGCGUGGACAGACCGUGGAGCUCAUGUGCCGGAGUCGAGGUGGCAAUCCCCCUGCCCAGCUCAUCUGGUACAAGAACGGCUCCCAGAUACGCAUGGCAUACAGGACCUCUGGCCGAUUGUCCGAGAACAUCUAUACCUUUACCGCCGAGGCUGGGGACAACAGGGCGCGAUUUCGCUGCGAGGCGAGCAACGUGAUGUCGCAGAAUCCGCUGAAGGCGGAAGUGGAGCUGGCUGUGCUGUUUGCACCCACCCACGUCACCGUAAUGGGACCCACCGAGGCGCGCGUCGGUGAUAUUGUGCCGCUGACAUGCACCACCGCGCCAUCCAAUCCGCCAGCCGAGAUCAAGUGGAUGGUGGGUGGGCGCCAGGUGCGCAACGCUACCUCAAAGACGAUUGUCAGUCCCGAGGGCGGUUGGACGACCACCUCGAACAUCACUGCCACCGUGGAGCCCAACAAGCGCUCACUGGUCGUCAUCUGUCACGGACUCAACAUGCAGCUGACCGAGAACGUCGUCUCCACCCACACGAUCAAUGUCCUGUAUCCGCCCGCGCCGCCAUUAAUUUCUGGCUAUAUGGAGGGACAAAUUAUCCCAGCUGGCUCGGUGCAAAAACUGCUUUGCGUUUCAUCAGGCGGCAAUCCGUUGGCAACGCUAACAUGGUACAAAAACGACAAACGGAUAAACUCGGUCAUACGGGCCGCGGACAAAUCGGUGUCGGCCGAAAUCACCGUUCUGGCCAACGUGUCCGACAACCAGGCCCAGUACCGAUGUGAGGCCUCCAACAGCGCCACCGAAAUCCCGCUCUUCCAGUCCACCACACUCAGUGUCCACUUUGCCCCGGAGACGGUCAAAAUACGCAUUGAACCGGAAGAGCUGCGACCUGGCAUGGAGGCAACCAUCAUCUGCGACUCCAGCUCCAGCAAUCCGCCGGCAAAGCUGUCCUGGUGGAAGGACGGCAUUCCCAUCGAAGGCAUUAAUAACACGUCCAAGCCGGGUCUCUGGGGCGGCACGGUCUCCACGCUGGAGUUCAGGGUAAACAUCACACAGGAAAUGAACGGCCAGGUCUACACCUGCCAGAGCGCCAACGAAGCUCUCCAGCGGAGCGUCCACGAGGCGGUCAGCCUGGAUGUCCUGUAUCGACCCAAGUUCGUGCCGCCACCCUCGUCGACGGUGGUGGGUGCAGAGGGUGAAUCGGUGCAGGUAUCGCUACAAACCAAGGCCAAUCCCACCCCAGUGGAGUACAAGUGGACCAAGGAUGGGGUCACCAUUCCGCAGGACGGCGGCCAUCGUAUCUUCGCCGAUGGUGGCAGCCUGAAUUUCACCCGCCUGCACCGCGAUGACUCGGGGAUCUACUCCUGCAGCGCCUCCAACUCGCAGGGCAAGGCCAGCCUGAACAUCACGCUGAUGGUGGAAUAUGGAACUACCAUCAAGUCGGUGUCGGAGAACAUUGUCGUCAAUCCCGGCGAGGACGCAAUGCUCUCGUGCAGCGUGGAGGGCAAGCCGCUGACCGAGGAGCAUGUGAAGUGGGAGCGGUUGGGCUACGACAUGACCGUGAAGACCUCGACCACCUUCGCCAAUGGCACCUCCUACCUGCACAUCAAGGAUGCCCAGCGCGAGGAUGUGGGUAACUUUCGGUGCGUGGCCGACAAUCGUGUGGCCAAUCCUACAAACCGCGAUAUCCUGCUUAUUGUCAAGUUUGCACCUGAGAUUGCCAAGGCUCCAACGCUUUUGCGAGCUGCCAGCGGGACAGGAGAGCGGGGUCGACUGCCUUGCCGGGCACAGGGUGCACCCAAGCCGCAGUUCAUCUGGCGACAGGACAAGAAGGACCUGCCCAUCAAUCGCACGUACAAGUACGAAGUGGAGGAGCGCAAGAUAGACUCCCUGACCUACGAAUCCUCUCUCAUCGUGGACAAAGUGGCGCCGGCGGACUACGGCGCCUAUGAAUGCGUGGCCCGAAACGAUCUUGGCGAGGCGGUGGAGACGGUGCGUCUGGAAAUCACCUCGCCGCCGGAUCCACCCAUCAGCCUGAAUAUCCUAAACAUCACCCACGACACCGUCACGGUGGCCUGGACUCCGGGCUUCGAUGGUGGCCUCAAGGCCUCCUAUCGAGUGCGCUAUAGGAUGGCCGACCGCGAACAGUACAAAUACAUCGAUGGGCUGCCCAAUAGCCACAAGCUGACCAUCGGCGGGUUGCGCAUGAACACGCUCUAUCUGUUUUCGGUGAUGUCCAAGAACGAGCUGGGCCAGAGCUCCUAUCUGCCCGAUUUGGCACGGGCCGAGACCAAAGAAGCCCCGCCCCCCUCGCAUCCGGCUUCGUCACUGGGAGGCGGACCGCCGACCACCAGCCAGACACCGCUGGGCGGCACUUCGGGCAUGCUCCUGGUGGGCGUGGGCGCCGGCAUAGUCGUUGUCCUGCUCAACGUGUUUGUCAUCGGCUGCUGUCUGCACAAACGGAACGAGAAGCGCCUGAAGCGAGUGGCGGAAACUACAAAUCAACCUGCAAAAACGGCCACAAUCGAGAUGUACGCGCCCAGUUCGUAUAAUGACACCGUCACCGGCGAGACGUUGUCCAGCGUUUCGGAGAAGAGCGAGUCGUACUCCAAUGAGGGCAGCAGCCAGCCGGAAUAUAUUGAUGAGGCGCGCAAAAAGGCGGCUUCCACGUAUUUGGUGGAGGGCUCGGAUAUGCCGCCGCCCAGAUACCAAAAGGAUGGCACCCUGCCAGUCAUAUACCCAAAUAAUAUUGUGAACGCCUGUACACUGCCGCACCCGAGGCACAAUAAUGGCAGCGCCGCCAUCCACAUGACCCGGGAUGAUCAGAUGCUUAUAAGCAAGGGCGUCUAUAUUCCGUCCCCGUCGCCGGCGCCCCCGCCAGAUGGCUCCUACUACAACAUGAACAGCGACCGAUACUUGUCCUAUCCGCCAAUGGAGUACCCGGGCGCUAUGGACUUUACCGCCCAGCCGAUGCCGCUGGCGCACCUGCAGCCCAUCACGGUGACCUCGCUGGCCACCAACGGUGGGGCCACGCUCAUCGGCAACGGAUCGGUGGCAGCGGUGGCCGGCGGAUCGGGCACCCUGCGGCGAGGCAUUCUGCGCGGAGUGGUGGGCGUGCCGCAGCCGGAUGUCACCCACCACACCUCAGCCGUGGGCGGUAGUCCGAUGCAGAUGAUGCACGACCUGCACCCGGUCAACCUGAGCGCCUCCACGCUCACCACCAGCACCACCCUGAACGGCAGUCUUCCCACGGCCACGGCCACGCUGCCCCGCCAGCCACAUGGCAUCCUGAAGGAUCCGAAUCGGAACAAGCAGCAGCAGCAUCAGCAGCAGCAGUUGCUCAACUCUAGUUUGGUGGGUGUGGGCAUGAACGUGGGAGUUCCCGUCUCGGCGCCCAUGGGCAGCCUGCAGAUCCUGAACCUGCCGCCGGCGGGCGUGGGACUGGGUAACAACCUGCUGAUGACCACCAGCGGAGCCUUCGACCCCACGGCGGUGGGCAUGAGCAGCUUCGGCGGAGUGGGCCAGACCGGCGGCAUCCCGGUGGCCUACACCGAUGCGGACGGACACCUUGUAUAGCUGUAGGCGGGAACUGGGGCCAUCAGCAGCAGCAGCGGCAGCAGCUGCAGCAGCAGCACCACCACCACCGUGCGGAUCAUCUCCGGCAGUGAGCCCCGGUUCUGAGCAGCCAUCACCACGUCAGCACACACAUCCUAUCCAGCAUACCCGUACCCGUAUCCGUACUCACACUGUAUCCCAGAUAGUUUAGGAGCUUUCCAUUUCGGCAUCUGGGUCCCCUGUCGCUAGUGUCCCCUGUCCGGCAGCCACAUCCGCAUCCACUCGCCAUUACCUUAUUCAAAUCAGCCAGCGAAUUAGUUUAUGUAAAUUUCCACCCAAUUCUCAAGGCUUCACCCACGUCAAUGUGGGUGUUUAUUUAGAUAAGGAUUCUGAGGGGGAUGGGGGUUGGGGCUUGGGCUCAAGUCACUCUAGGGGAGUGAGCAUAAUUUCGCAGAGAGUUUUACUAAUUAGCCGGCAGCAGCAGCAGCAGGAGAAGCAGGAAGCAGGCGAAAAUAAUUUGAAAUUUCCUUGGGUGGAAAACGCGAAACGGUCCAGAACCGUUUGACAGCUCCCGGGGGAGUGCUUCGGCUCAAGUCGACUGGGCACGUGAUUGCCCUGGACGGCGCCAUCGGCCAUGGUCGCCAUAGCCGAAAGUUGAAGGUUGACAGCCGCUAGCCGCUCGGCGACCCCCAAUCCCAGAUGCGAGUGCUAGAUUUGCCACCUCCCCUUUAAUGGGGCAGCUGAAAAAUCUGGGAAUGGGCCAUCAUUCUGGCAAAAACCCACACAGUGGAGCCUACCAAGCUCAAACUUGAACAUUUAAUGUAGAAACGGGUAAUUUUAGAAGGCAAAUGGGUUUUUAAAGAUAUUUUUCAAAAGACUUAAGUCCAUCUGCUUAAAAAGUAAACCUCAAGACCCGUUUAAUUAUUCAACUGAGCAAACAGACAUUUUUCCUUCCAAAAAAUUCUAUAUUUAUGUGCAGACAUUGAAAACUUUUAUUUUCUCUUCAAAAGAAAAACCGUAUGAGUGUAUUUUUAAGUAGAAAAAAUGUUUUAAGAUUUCUUUUCAAAUUGUCUAAACUUGUCUGAACGAUCAGAUAAAAAAUUCUAAAGAAAUUCGUAAUUUUUUCUUCUUCAAACUAUAGUUUUUGUUUUUUACACAACUUAAUAUAAAAAUUGUUCAAGUUAGGGUGGCAUCUCUGAAGCGUAACAGAAUGAAAAGAACGUCACUGGGAAUUAGCUAAUCUAAGUUAAAGGCUUUAAAAGAAAAGCUAUAGAAUCAGUGUUUUUAUGGAAACUUUCCUACUAUUCUUAGGGAAUGUAAAUUACUGAAAAUCAAGGCUACUUCCAGACUACGCCCUGGAAUUUAAGUUCGCCAGCUCCUCGUCGAGUUGCCCAACUCAAUCUCGUGCAUGGAAGUGCGCAUAUCGCAGAUAUGAAGGGGUGAAGGGGCGGCCACGCCCCCGCAGCCAUUAUAUGCAGAAGCUGGCUGUAUCUUUAUCUAUCCGGGUGCCAUUCGAGUGUCGCUGCCGCACAUAAACAGUUUUCAUUUGCCACUCGUCGCAGCUCAGCGAGCGUGACAUGCCAAUCCUGGCCUGCGUUGCCAUUAGCUCUUCCUUUUUCAGUUCAAGACCAGAAGAAUCCGGGAAUCCCAAGGACCACUCAACCUAUCUCAUUCCGGUCCCUCUCUGCCUCCGCCAGCACAUACCCAUACUCCCAAUAUCCGUAUCUUUGACUUUGUAGCCAAGUUCUUUGGAUCCUCGAGCGUCGUGCAUAAUUGCCAGCAGCACUGUGUGGAUUUUAAUAUUCAUUUGGCUGUAAUUGCUGGAUCCGGGUCUGGAUCGGGGGAGUGCACUAGUGUAGCUAGUGCUAGUCCUUAGUGGAUUAUCGCAAAUGAAUAAAUGCCCUGAUUUCGGGCAUAGAUGGCGGCGGAUUUGCGGAGGUGGGGCUGCACAAACAUCGAGUGUGUAAUUAAAAGUGAAAUUAUCUUUGAAAUUAACGCACGCGUAGACACAGACAAAGAGAAAGAGAAAGGAUGACGGGGAAAAUGAAGAAAAAUUCGCGGAAAACUGAGAAGGAUAUUAA